CAAAAGUCUGCAAUGGUUCAGUCACUCCCAUUCUUGUUACUUCUUAUUUUUCUGUUGGUCUUUCAAUAGCUUUCUAAUUUCUUAUUGCCGUAUAAACUUUGUUUGAGCAUUGCAACUUGGAUAAUUUGUGCUUACUCAUGUACACGUCUAGUGGUAAUUUCUCUUGGAACUUUGGGGUACGUUUAUAGUCUGUUCAUUGUGGAGCUUUUGAAUUUCUCUUGGUCCAAGUUAGAAUGGGUUAUAAAAGUUUUUUUUUCUUUAAGCGUAAUUAAAGGCCCUUAUUAUUUUCUUUUGAGCAGUAUCAACUGUUUGCUUGCUGUCAGUAUAUUUUUGAAAGUUUGAAUUUUUACAUGGCAAAUAUUGUUUGCUUUGCUUGCAAGGUCCCUUUACUCCAGUAGAGCAUCAAACCAGACGGAUAUGUAUUGUUUGCUUACUGUCCUUAGGAACAUGGAUCCCCUUUACGAAUGUUGCUCUUUGAAUGGAAAGUUCUCUCAGAAUACAGGCUAAUUCCGGUGUGCUUACUAAUUUCGACGUGCUCAAAUUUCUAGAAUCUAGAGGGGCUUCUGAAGAUUCAGCACGGGUUUUUUCUGACGUAACGCCAUCAGAGAAUAAGGUUUAUGGUUACUUGUUUGGGACUCCUGCUCGUGGUCAAACAACGGAGAAUAUCAAUGAGUUCAAGGAAAAGUGUAAGAAGUAUGACCUUGCGGAAGCUGAGGUGCUCAAUAUCAUCAACACUAGGCCAUCUAGCAUUGUUGGAAUCUACCCGCUUAUUGAGAAUUGCGACUUGCGUUUAGGAGAUACUGUUGAAGAGCUGGUAGAAUUGGUGGUAGAGGUGUUUCCAUCUCCUCUUCCAGCAAAGACUGUCGAAAAUGAUGCAAAAACCACAAAUGUGGAAAAAAUUGAAGACCAGAAUGAUAACGAUGAAGGGAAACCAGAAAAUGAGGAAGAAAUGGAGACAAUCGAUGGGUCUUAGGACUGGCCGUUAAUCUUUUCUUAAAAAUUUUGUGUUCAAAAGCGUUCCAAUGCCAAUACCAAUGUUGGAAGACACAUGAAUUUUUGAACUUGUAGGUUUGAGAGCAAGUUUAUCAUGUUCUAUGUGAUUCUUUCCUUUCGUUUUUACAUGUACAAGCGAUAAUGAAGGAAGGAGGUUUUGGUAUUAAGCACGUAUUUUGUUCUGCAUUCGGCAUCGACUUUAUUCUUAAUG
Prunus dulcis (almond) is the source of this 1204-nucleotide messenger RNA. RefSeq lists its product as uncharacterized. The record is from RefSeq and is a predicted model, not a curated record. The coding region runs from base 479 to 973 and encodes 164 amino acids. Gene Ontology annotation, biological process: transcription initiation at RNA polymerase III promoter. Gene Ontology annotation, cellular component: RNA polymerase III complex. Lineage: Eukaryota; Viridiplantae; Streptophyta; Magnoliopsida; Rosales; Rosaceae. Gene Ontology annotation, molecular function: nucleotide binding. The transcript has 5 exons.